Molecule: messenger RNA, 1230 nt
Organism: Erigeron canadensis
Lineage: Eukaryota; Viridiplantae; Streptophyta; Magnoliopsida; Asterales; Asteraceae
Product: elongation of fatty acids protein 3-like
Exons: 1
Coding region: 151-954 (267 amino acids)
Biological process (GO): fatty acid elongation, monounsaturated fatty acid; very long-chain fatty acid biosynthetic process; fatty acid elongation, saturated fatty acid
Cellular component (GO): endoplasmic reticulum membrane
Molecular function (GO): fatty acid elongase activity
Source: RefSeq, a predicted model, not a curated record
UACCAAUAUUUUUUAUUACAUUGUUGAUGAUGGCCAACAAACAAUGAAACAAUAUCGAAAUUCCAACUUAUCAUUCCAGAACAAAACAAUCAUCUUAUCCUCUCCAUUCUCCCAUUUCACCCACUUUGCCCCCUCCACGGCGGCGCGUGCAUGGACACCCUCCACUACUACCUAGUCAACCACCCAACCAUCACCAAGUUCCAAUGGACACCAAACAAAACAUGGGGUGCAUCACCUCUUUUCCUCACCACCACCAUUCUAACUUACCUCACCCUCACUCUCACUCUCCCACGCGCCGCCCUCCCCACCGUCCACCCCACUUUCCUCCGCCUCAUCUCCACCGUCCAUAACCUCAUCCUUUUAUCUCUUUCCCUUGUCAUGGCCUUUGGUUGCUUUUUAUCCUCAUUAUCCACAAUGCCUAAUUUACAGUGGAUCGUUUGUUUCCCACCCAAUCACACCCCUCCACGUGGCCCACUCUUUUUUUGGGCUUACAUUUUUUACUUUUCUAAAAUUCUUGAAUUUUUUGACACUUUUUUAAUUAUCAUUAGUAGUAGUAAAAGUAAUAAUCGAAGGCUUUCGUUUCUUCAUGUAUACCAUCAUUCGGUAGUGGUUGUUAUGUGUUACUUGUGGCUUUCGACGUCGCAGUCGUUGUUCCCGAUUGCUCUCGUUACUAAUGCGUCUGUGCACGUUUUGAUGUACGCGUAUUAUAUGUUAUGCGCGCUUGGCUGGAGGCCGUGGUGGAAGGUUUUGGUUACUAAUUGCCAAAUUGUUCAGUUUGUGUUUAGUUUCUUGGUGUCGGGUUUGAUGUUGUAUUAUCAUUUUAACACGGCCGAUGGUUGUUCUGGGUUCUACGGUUGGUGUUUUAAUGCUGUUUUUAACGCCUCUCUUUUGGCGUUGUUUGUUAACUUUCAUUUCAAGAACUACGAUAAAAAGAAGGCGGCGAAAAGAUCGUGAUGUACCUUACACAAACAUGGUUGAGCAAUGUGCGUUUGCCAAAUGCGCGCUAAUGCAAAAACCGAGCCAAGUUAAGUUGUCAAGAAGUUUAACAGUGAUUUCAGUGAAAUGACUUGCUAUUUGUAGCUUAUCAAUAUAUUGAUUUGGGUUGUAUUCUGUUGUGACAUUUCCAUUUUAUUGCAACUCCAUCAGUUUGAACUGUUUCAUGGUUUUGCUAUAUUUAGAAAGAUUAAUGUAUCAUCAGAUUUUGUUACUCAAAUCCGUACAUAUAUGAAA